Molecule: messenger RNA, 944 nt
Organism: Capra hircus (goat)
Lineage: Eukaryota; Metazoa; Chordata; Mammalia; Artiodactyla; Bovidae
Gene: PLD6
Product: phospholipase D family member 6
Exons: 2
Coding region: 18-683 (221 amino acids)
Biological process (GO): piRNA processing
Cellular component (GO): mitochondrion
Molecular function (GO): RNA endonuclease activity producing 5'-phosphomonoesters, hydrolytic mechanism
Source: RefSeq, a predicted model, not a curated record
AGGUACGUGCAGACGCCAUGCGGCCGUUACGUUGGCAGGUGGCUGUGGUGGCGGCUGCUGGCCUCGCGCUGGCCUUGGAGACACUGCCCACCGUGCUGCGCUGGCUGUGGGUCAGGCGUCGGCGGCGACCACGGCGCGAGGUGCUGUUUUUCCCAUCACAAGUGACCUGCACAGAAGCCCUGCUGCGGUCCCCGGGUGCCACACCCUCGGGCUGCCCGUGUAGCCUGCCCCACGGCGAGAGCUCACUGAGCCGGCUGCUGAGCGCCCUGCUGGCCGCCCGCGUCAGUCUGGAGCUCUGCCUGUUCGCCUUUUCCAGCCCGCAGCUGGGCCGCGCCGUGCAGCUGCUGCACCAGCGCGGGGUGCGCGUCCGCGUGGUCACCGACUGCGACUACAUGGCCCUCAACGGCUCGCAGAUUGGCCUGCUCCGCAAGGCAGGGAUCCAGGUCCGGCACGACCAAGACCUGGGCUAUAUGCACCACAAGUUCGCCAUCGUGGACAGGAGGGUGCUGAUCACUGGCUCCCUCAACUGGACCACGCAGGCCAUCCAGAACAACAGGGAGAACGUGCUCAUCGUGGAGGACGAGGAGUACGUGCGGCUCUUCCUGGAGGAGUUCGAGCGCAUCUGGGAGGAGUUCGACCCCACCAGGUUCUCCUUCUUCCCUCAGAAGGAGAGGGCUCGCUGAGGCGGGCUCCAGGCCAGCGGCCCUCAGGCUGGAGUCCUGCCGAGCUCCAGCGAGGAAGGGGGGCUUUCUUGCAUUGAGUAGUGACUUUCCUUAGAGAGUGCAGGCUUAGCAAGGACAGAGACUGUCCUGCAGUGGAAGGGAGGUGCUUCGGACUGGGUGCCUCCAUCAGGGUUGGAGAGGCAGCAGAGUCCCUUUCCUGAUUCUGAUGCCUCCCGGGUCCCCCAAAACUCCCUUGCCCCGCCCCCCAUGCUCCCUUGCCCU